Molecule: messenger RNA, 780 nt
Organism: Trichomonas vaginalis G3
Lineage: Eukaryota; Parabasalia; Trichomonadida; Trichomonadidae
Product: histone-lysine N-methyltransferase protein
Exons: 1
Coding region: 1-780 (259 amino acids)
Cellular component (GO): Set1C/COMPASS complex
Molecular function (GO): histone H3K4 methyltransferase activity; protein binding
Source: RefSeq, a predicted model, not a curated record
AUGGAGAAUACAUCAAAUCCACCUCCAAGCGCAGAAGUUGUAGAUAAAAAUGCUGGCUUGAAAGAGUCACUCACUAAAUGUGGACGUUUUACAGAAAUUAAAACAGAAAAUCCGGAUAUUAGACGUAAAUUUUUCACAAGACAUAUGAAAUCCGUUUUCCAGAAAGACUUAACUUACAAGAGAUUCCCAACUGAUAGAGAAUUCCCUAGUUUCAUUUGUUCUGGUCGUGAUCUUGAUGAUAAAAUCGUUGUUCAUCCAAAAGAUUUUCAGAGUAUCCGAUCACAAUUAAAAUAUUUACGAUUUGAAAAGAGUGGUAUUCACCUCUGGGGUGUUUUCUCUGCUUGUUAUUUUGCUCCUGGCGAGCCAAUCGUGGAAUAUACAGGUGAACUUGUUAGAUUAUCUGUUACAGAAGCAAGACAGAAAUAUUACGAAACAGAGGGUAAUCAUGGCUCAUAUAUUUUCAGACUUGAUGACGAUUUAUAUAUUGAUGCUACUCAUAAGGGAGGAAUUGCUCGUUUCCUUAACCAUAGCUGCGAUCCGAACUGUAAAACAUGUGUUGUUGAAGCAGGAGGACAGCGCCAUAUUGUAAUUUUCGCAAAAAAGAAAAUCGAGCCAUUCGAAGAGUUGACUUAUGAUUAUAAUCUUCCGUACGAAUCCAAAGAAAAAGCUAUUGUUUGCUUAUGUGGAUCGCCAAAAUGCAGAGGUUACCUUAAUUAUACAGAUAAAAAAGAUAUAGAAAACGAACCAGAUGAUAUACCAUACCCUGUUAACGAAUCAUAA